CAACCUUCAACAGCAGGACACAGGUAUAUUAUAUACAUUUCAAUAAAUAAUGAAUAAGAUAAAUUACGGUUAAAUGAUAUAAAUUAUAUAAAAUAUUUUUUAUUUUAUAGUAACUCAAGGUAUUAAGGAAAUCCUAAGAAACCAAAAGGUGCUGAUGACAAGGAUGGAUGACAUUGAGAAAACCCUCAAAGAAAAUGUUAUUGAUAAAGUUCUUCUAUUGGCUCAAACACACACGCUACGCGAAUGUAAGGUGGUUUUAGCUAAAGUCCAUCACUCCAUUGGACGAUUGGUAGGAGAAAUAGAAAAUCCCAUGCAAAUUGAAUUAGCGUCAAGACUACCAAUCUGCACACUAGUCGCCGCGCUGGAUUUCGAAGAUAAACUAAAUUCCAAAGAGUUUGCUGACGAAACGAAAAUUUAUCUUCAACAAAUAAAAGGAGCAAAUGCAUCUGUAGAUGAGGUAAUGAGAAAAAUCUUUACCGACAAUGUCCUUUUUGAAUUUAAUUUUGAUGGAAGGAAACAAAAACAGGCGCUUAACAAGCUUAAACUUGUUAAUGAAGUUUUAUUCGAUGUAUUUGUAAUGGAAGGACGGCCAGGUUUUGAACGGGCAUUAAGAAGAGUGGUGGACCUUAGCCACAAUAGGUCGGAACAACAACAACCAAAGUAGGUGCAAUUUUUAAAUAAUGUAUGGAUGCAAUUAUUUUUAUUUUUUUUUUAUUUUUAUUUAUUUAAAUAUGUACUAUAUGUAAU
This is a messenger RNA of Bactrocera dorsalis (oriental fruit fly), 747 nucleotides long. RefSeq lists its product as uncharacterized. The transcript is spliced from 5 exons. NCBI's taxonomy places the organism in Eukaryota, Metazoa, Arthropoda, Insecta, Diptera, Tephritidae. The coding region runs from base 155 to 664 and encodes 169 amino acids. The record is from RefSeq and is a predicted model, not a curated record.